Molecule: messenger RNA, 1428 nt
Organism: Cuscuta campestris
Lineage: Eukaryota; Viridiplantae; Streptophyta; Magnoliopsida; Solanales; Convolvulaceae
Source: the annotation of a GenBank genome assembly
GCUCGUGACGAUAAGCGGCCAUCUUCUUCGGGCGAACCAAUCUCUCAUCGCGGUGAGCCUACCAUGGCCAAGCUCAAAUUAGACAUGCCCAAGUCCGAUGGCAGUGAUCCCUUGGGUUGGUUAUUCAAGGUCCAUGAGUAUUUUGUUUUUUACGGCAUCGCAGAAGAUGCUCGUCUCCCGGCAGUAUCACUUAUGUUGGAGGGGCCGGCGUUAGAUUGGUUUCGUUGGCGGCAACGGGAUCGGCUUCUCAAAUCCUGGUCUGAAUUCGUUACUCAGUUCAAGCUGCGCUUCGACCCAUUAAAUUAUAUUGAUUACUUUGGGGUCUUAUCAAAAGUCCACCAGGCAGGCACGGUUUUGGAGUACCAGCAGGAGUUCGAAAAGGUCCUCGUCCAUGUCACGGGGGUGGCCGAAGCUAACCUCCAAUCUCUCUUUCAUGCCGGAUUGAAACCCCAUCUACAACAUGAAUUGUUGCUGCUCAAGCCCGCCUCUCUUUCGGAGUCAUUUGCCUUAGCUCGUGAGUUGGAGGCAAAACACGCCGCAUGGGCGUUGUCUGUACCCUCCCGUGUGGUCCAGGGGCGCGACCAUCCGACCAGUAAACCCUAUCAGGCUCCCUCCCCCGUAUCCUUACUGCCUCUCCCUGGGCAGAAACAGCAGGCCACUGUCAAGGCUCCACCGACCCCCCCUAUUCGUCGUUUAUCCUUUGCCGAGAAAAAGGAUCGUGAUGCAAAAGGAUUAUGUUACAAUUGCGACGAGAAGUGGGUGAAGGGCCAUCGCUGCGGUCGUUUUUUGCUGCUGUCGGAGGAUGAUGAUGACAGUCCGGACACCCCAGUGGAUGACACGAUAUUGGCCGCCGAUGUGUCUAUGCUGCAUAGCAUGUCGGGGGUUACCGCACCUCGCUCCUUACGGCUUUCAGGUAUGAUUUCCGGGGUUGUGGUCAGUGUACUAAUUGACGGGGGCAGUACACACAAUUUUAUACACCCCUCUGUAGUCGAAAAGUUACAACUUCCAGUGGUGGAUAUUCCAGUUUUUCGGGUGUAUGUCGGCAAUGGUGCUUCGUUGGUCUGUAGCCGUCAGUGUUGCAACGUCUCGCUCCUCUUACAAGGGACGAGUUUCUCGGUGGAUGUUUUUGUUCUGCCCAUUCACGGGCCGGACGUGGUCCUCGGCGUCCAAUGGUUACAAUUGCUCGGGAAAGUGACUCACGACUAUGCCAACCUAACGAUGGAGUUCACCUGGCAGGAGUCGUCGAUCGUGUUAAAAGGGGACGGUCUGUCUCCUCGGCCAUUGUCCUUACAUCAUCUGCACACCCUACAUGCUGCUAGUGUUUUUGCAGAAUUUUUUGAGAUCUUGGUAUCCCCAUGCAUGGACAGUAACUCUCAUGAAGAGAUAGCCUAGCCGAAGGAUCUGCCAGAAGCUGUUCGUGGGAUAUUG